AUGAUGACGACAGGAUUUUCCAAGUGUACUGGGCAUCGACGAUGGUCAUUAGAGAAGUUAAAAGUUUCACUGUAUGAGAAUACACUUAGUUUCAAUCAUCUAUCGAUACAACAUUAUUUACAGGACCCUCACUGUUUCAGAAUGAAUGAUGAACCCACCAUUGAUGAGUUAUGUACAGAAGGCUGGAUACGAUGGUGUAAAACAACAGAAUUAACAGAGAAAUGUUUUUAUAAUAUAUGCUUGCCUCUAUAG
Messenger RNA from Heterobilharzia americana, 252 nucleotides. NCBI's taxonomy places the organism in Eukaryota, Metazoa, Platyhelminthes, Trematoda, Strigeidida, Schistosomatidae. The record is from the annotation of a GenBank genome assembly.